CUUGCAUCACCGGCAUCAGUUAGGCAUCUUGGGAAUUUUUCUCUCUCUUUUUUUUUUUUUUCCUCUUGCCUGGACCAUCUGCUCACGUGACGCAUGAUUUAUAACACAGCUCGUUGGCCAGCCAUUUUGGUCCAUGCCCACCCAGAGCGCUGCGCACAGCCAAUCCUAUUACAGUGAUCGGGGCUGAGCAGGGGAGAGCGAGGCAGGGAUUCCACCACCGGCAGGCAUACGCAACGCCUCUCUGUCGCACGGCCGGGCAGCUGGGGAGCAGUGGGGGAGCGGUAGCAGCCGGCCAGCCUUUGUUGUUGAGACAGCGGCUAUUUCCCCUCAAUCACCUGCGAUCCGAGGGGGGUCCUGCGGAGGCUGAGAGAAGAACAGCAUCCUUUUAGUCCCGCGGGGGAUCGCUGUCAGCAUCUCCUCCUUCUCCCCUUUUUCCCUUUGUUUUUCCUCCUCCUCUUCUGUCUCCCUGCCACACCGCUCGUGUGAAGGCUUCUGGCGGACCUGCUGUGGAGGUUUGCUGUGGGUUUUUUUUCCCCUUUUUCUUUUCUUUCCUCUGUUUUGUUUUGUUUCGGACGCCCGGCUCGGCGGACGGAACCGGGGCUUUCUGCUGCCGCCUCUGUUGCACCAGCUGAGUCAUCAUGUCCGAUCUGACGCCCCAGAGCGAUGCCCCCACCCCCACCACGGAAAAGAUCACGCAGGCGGCCAGGGAGACCAUCUACCUUUGCAACUUUCGGGUAUCCGUGGACGGGGAGUGGCUCUGUCUGCGAGAGCUUAAUGACAUCUCCCUCACCCCCGACCCCGAGCCUGUCCAUGAAGAUCCUAAGGACCCCAUCGCGAUCGAGAGGCUCAACCUGAUGAACAUGGCCAAACUGAGCAUCAAGGGGCUGAUCGAGUCUGCGCUGAACCUGGGCCGAACCCUGGACUCCGACUACGCCCCCCUCCAGCAGUUCUUCGUGGUGAUGGAGCACUGUCUGAAACACGGACUGAAAACCAAGAAGACAUUCCUGGGACAGAACAAGUCUUUCUGGGGCCCCCUGGAGUUGGUGGAGAAGUUAACCCCAGAAGCGGGAGAAAUCACAGCUAGUGUGAAGGACCUGCCUGGGCUCAAAACACCCUUAGGGAGAGGGAGGGCCUGGCUUCGCCUUGCCUUGAUGCAGAAGAAACUGUCAGAUUACAUGAAGACCAUCAUCAACAGGAAGGAUUUGCUCAGUGAAUUCUAUGAACCGAAUGCCUUAAUGAUGGAGGAGGAGGGUGCUGUGAUCGCCGGGCUCCUGGUGGGGCUGAAUGUCAUUGAUGCAAACCUCUGCAUGAAGGGGGAGGACCUGGACUCUCAGGUUGGCGUUAUAGAUUUCUCAAUGUAUCUGAAGGAUGGAGGUCAUAGCAGUAAGAGCACAGAAGGUGAUGGACAGAUCACAGCAAUUCUUGACCAGAAGAAUUACGUUGAGGAGCUCAACAGACACUUGAGCGCCUCUGUGAAUAAUCUCCAGGCAAAAGUGGAUGCGCUUGAGAAGUCAAACACAAAGUUGACAGAAGAGCUUGCAGUUGCAAACAACAGGAUCAUAACUCUUCAGGAAGAAGUAGAGCUAGUGAAGGAGGAAAGUUCUUACCUCCUGGAGUCCAAUCGCAAGGGGUCGAAAUCGGAAGGCAUGGCAGAUGGACAAGUGCUCGGAGAGGCACGCAAACAGCUCAAGGAAGAAACCCAGCUACGAUUGGACGUGGAGAGGGAGCUGGAGCUGCAGAUUGGGAUGAAGCAGGAGAUGGAGCUGUCCAUGAAGAUGCUGGAGAAGGACAUCUGCGAGAAGCAGGACGCGCUGGUGGAGCUCCGGCGGCAGCUGGACGACCUGCGGACACUCAACCACGAGCUCACCCACAAGUCGCAGAGCUCCGAUGCCGCCGUGAAACAGAAGAGUGAAUUAAUCAGCCGAUUGGAGGAGAAGGCAAACCAGAUGGCAGGGACUAUUAAACAGCUGGAGCAGAGAUCCAGGCAGGCGGAGCGCGAGAGGGACCUGGCCGACGAAGCCAACCGCCUCUUUAAGCAGGAGUUCGGGGACAAGAUCGAGAGCCUGCAGCUGGAGGUGGAGCAGCUGAGGAAGCAGAGGUACGGACUGGAGUUGGAGCUGAGAAGGGAGAGGGAGAGGAAGACGGGUGUCCACACUGAUUCUGUGUCUGUGGAGAAGAAGCCAUCUUCCCCUCCGAAGGAUGCCAAACAGCAAGUGGAGGAAAUCAGAAAGGAACUGGAGGCAGUCAAAAAAGAAAAUGAUCAACUGCGGACAGUAUUGGAGGAGAAGGAAAGUCUCAGCUCAAGCUUGUCUUUGUCACAAAAUGAAGAUGAACAGGAUCAGGCAUUAAUUGAAGACAGUAAGCCAUCUAUCUGCAGCAUGUGUGAAGAGACAGACUCGCUGACGAGGACCAAGAAACUAUGCAAGAACUGUGGAGAGGUUUUCUGUGAGAACUGCCUUGCCAACGAGUUGCCUUUGCCAUCUUCAAUAAAUCCUGUACAAGUCUGCAAUGUGUGCCAUUCGAAAUUGCUGCAGCAAUAUGCCUCAAGUCCAUCCUGACCUACAGGAAGGCUGGGAAUACAAGUGGCUUCGGCACAUUGAAUAAACAUAUCAUAUACUGAGAAAUAUCAAAGACAGGAGCAGGUGUGACUGUUUGAAUUUUGAGUUUAUUAACAGGGCAGUAAGUGAGAUACCACAAGGAUUGGUCUUUAGCUUUAGGACUGUUGGUAGAAAGGGAUACAUUGGUGUCCACUUGUGUGAAAGGUUUUUAAUUAUCAGUGUUGUGUAUGUUCGCAACUGCAUUGAUCACAGUAUCAUGGACCGGAUGGUUUGACUAAAAAAUAUGUGUCCACCAAGUGGAUUUGAAUGGAGCACGUGCGAGCCGAAUGGAUAUCCUGCAGCAUGUGGUACAUGAAACAUGAUUUAAAAAUAUUAGCAAAUAGGGUGAACUGCUAUUAUAGCACUUGAAUUGUUCUCAAAGCUCUUUCAACAGUCUGCAUUUCCCACAUUGACUAUGUUAUGUUUUGAGUUAGCCUUAAGUAAAUGACACAGAUUCAGUUAUUCAUGUUGUUGUAUGUAUUAGUGGUGAAAUCAGCUUGGCUACCAAACCCGGGCUCAUCUCAUGAAUCUGUGGAGCAAGAGAUUUUCUCUACAGUUAUCUGAAGCUACCAAAAUGAAACAAUAUUUGCACGUUCUGCAGUGCACAGCAUUUAGUGGUUUCAUUCUGUGUUUUAAAAAUAGUAGUUAUUCACAGAAUUACUCAGUUGGAUUACUGAAACACUCAAAAUCGCACAGAAUGGCAUUUAACCUGAUAACUUCCUCUUUGGUGUAUUUUUUUUUUUAUUUAUUCUUAUCUUUUGUGUAUCUUGGCAUGUCUUAAAACACCUAGGUGAAGCAGCGGUCUUACUUUGUCGUCAUCAUUCAUCUCUUAUUUUUUUUUUCUCGUUUCCACUGCGUGUUCUGUACCGUGAGAAUAGAUUUGGGUUAAACAUGGAAUGUGUCAUAUCAGGAUUCCAUUUACAGUAAUUAAAAGCGUUGCACAAUCAAGCUAUCUGCAUUGCUUUAUUUGAAUCAUGAGCUCUGCUCUCAUUGAAUUGUAACUAUAACCUGCUGUUGAUGGAAAUGAAGGUGUAACAUUUUAUUUUCUUGGUUUUUAUUUUCAGAAGAUUGCUUAACAAUAAACUUUUAGUAA
Messenger RNA from Megalops cyprinoides (Indo-Pacific tarpon), 3690 nucleotides. RefSeq names its product RUN and FYVE domain containing 3 (gene rufy3). Gene Ontology annotation, molecular function: metal ion binding. NCBI's taxonomy places the organism in Eukaryota, Metazoa, Chordata, Actinopteri, Elopiformes, Megalopidae. Gene Ontology annotation, cellular component: cytoplasm. The transcript has 18 exons. The record is from RefSeq and is a predicted model, not a curated record. Gene Ontology annotation, biological process: regulation of axonogenesis. Bases 639 to 2558 code for a protein of 639 amino acids.